AUGGGCAAAGAAAUAGUUCGAAAGGAAUCAUGCAAAGAACCAGGUGCACGUAGUAGAUUAUGGUUUCACGAAGAUGUUCGCUAUGUACUAGAGGAAAAUGUAGGAACAAACAAUGUUGAGGGGAUAAAAGUGGUUCUACCUGAGGGCGAUGAUCAUGACAUGAUACGCUUGAGUCCUAAAUCAUUUGCAAAGAUGAAAAGACUCAGAUUUUUUAUAAGCCGUGGUGCAUGCUUUUCUGGAAGAUCAAUUGAUUAUCUUUCUAAUGAAUUAAGAGUGCUUGAUUGGUCAAACUGUCCUUUACAAUCUUUGCCAUCCAAUUUUCGUGGAGAGAAGCUCAUUGAUUUUCAGCUGUAUGGAGGCCGCAUCAAGGAGAUUAGCGGCCAAUUUAAGAACUUGACGAUAAUGAAAUUUUCUGAGUGUAAGUUCUUAACCAAAAUCUCAAAUAUUUCAAGUUGCUCAAAUUUAAAGGAAUUGGAUAUUUUGGGUUGUAAAACUUUAGUCGAAGUUCAUGAUUCUGUUGGAUUCCUGGAUAAGCUUGUUCGUUUGCGUCUUUAUCAAUGCUCCAACCUAAAGAGUUUUCCAAGGCGUCUCAUGUUGAGAUCUCUAGAAGUCCUUACACUUCAUAAUUGCUCAAAACUUCAAAACUUUCCAGAAAUCAAGUGUAAAAUGGAAUAUUUAUGUUUCAUCUCAUUAUGGGGCACUGCAAUAAAAGAAUUGCCUUCAUCCAUUGGGUACCUCACUCCUGCGCUUAAAGAGUUACUUCUGGACCAAUGCACAAAAUUUAUGUGUCUUCCUAGUAGCAUUCAUCAGUUGCAAAAUCUAAAGGUGCUUUGUUGUAGUGAUUGUAUUAAAGGAUGCUUCACUAGGAUUGAACAUUUAUCUAUAGAAGGUUGCAAGGACUUGAUGCGUCUCCCAAUCAGCAAUUCUCACUCGCAACAUCGAAAGAGUCUUUCUUUCCAUAAUUAUACAAAUCUUUUAAAAGAAGAAAUAAAAUUAUCAUUUGGGGACGUCACUAGGUUUAAACAUUUCCACAUAACAAUAUUCAGACCGAUUAAGAGGUCUAAACCAGAAUUAAGUGCUGAAUUACUACCACAACUGCGGUCGUCGCUUUAUUGGUAUCUUGAGGAGUUCUCAUUUUAUUGCUCAUCCACUUUGCAAGAGUUAGAUCUAUCUGGAAUUGUUGUCAGCAUUCCUUCGUGCAUCGAAGUCUUUGUUGAAUUGAGGAUUCUCAAACUAUGGCAUUGUGAGAAACUUCAAGAAAUUCUGCAUCUUCCACCAAAUAUACAAGAGCUAUAUGCUAGUGAGUGUAUAUCCUUGGAAAGAUUCCCCGAAGUAUCAAAAAAAUUUCAAUUCUAUACAUCAUGUGGCUUGGGAGAGCUAAGAUGGAUUGAUUUGUCCGGUUGCCAUAAAUUGCUUGCAAAUAUAGGGAGUCAAGUGCCAAAUGCUUUAUUUGUUGAGGAACAUAUUCAGGACCAUUCAUGUGGAAUUAUAUUUCCAGGGAAUAAGAUUCCAGAUUGGUUUAGCCAUACUAAGGAGCCUUCAAAUAGAGAUUCGUGUGAAUUGGAUAUUAGUGGGCCCUUGUAUUUGGAUGAAAUCAUAGGAAUUGUUUUCUGUGCUGUUCUUGGAUCCAACCCGGAUGACUCCCCCUCCGGUAUUCGUGUUUUUAUAGACAAUAACAUGCUCGUAGAAGCAAAUUUUGAAUUAUUAGGAGAUGGGGAUCAUGUAUAUCUAAAUUAUUCAUUUCCAAAAUGUAUCAAGCAAUGGCUACAGUACCCAACAGGAGCCAAUCUGAGGUUUAUAUUUCAUAGCAAUGAAGAAGUUGCAGUGAUGUUUAAAAGUUGCGGAGUUCACAUAAUCUAUAAGCAUGAAGAUAAUGAGAGUUUAACAGUUGGGGAGUGCUCAGUAGAUUUAUCGAAUGGUAUCCAACUUUGUAAGAGACGCCGAGAUAUUGAUGAAGAUCACAACUUGGAAUUCAACGGGUGUCCACAUUACAAGAGGCACUCUCAAAACUUGAGUAAUUCAAAUGUGGUUGUCAAUUGCGCAGAUGUUGACGGUGAUUUUGUAGAAGCAGAAGGAGGCUCUAAGGGAAUUUUAAAAGAAGAAUAAGUACCUGCCUCUCAAUCUAUAUCCCAAGAAGGCCAGGGCAAUUCGAAGAAGGCUUACUAGGCACUAGGAUUUUAUGCUACCGAUGCAAAAGGGUUUCUCAAAUGUCUAAGAAGUAUGUGGCUCAAAUCAAGUGGAACACAUCUUACAGAUAAAGCAGGCUAAUGCCGAAAGUGGAGCGAGGUGUUAGUUGUCAAUCCACAUCAUCUUCCUACUCAGAUAUAAAACCAAGCAACUCCAAGUCAGUUGCACAUGAGGAUCCAAAACCAGCUCAGGAAAAAGAAUCUUCUAGAAAACAAUUAGAUGUGAUCUAAUAAUAUCGUGUAAUUUAGUUUUUGUACUGAGGAAUUUUCCCUUCUGUUGUAACAAAAUCUUACAGCUGGCACUAGGCCAUUGGCCCACCACAUGUCUGUAAAAAUGUCAGAAUCAUCUCGGCACAUCACUCUCUAUAAAUAGGACAUUGUACAAACAAUACAAAUCAA
Molecule: messenger RNA, 2585 nt
Organism: Carya illinoinensis
Lineage: Eukaryota; Viridiplantae; Streptophyta; Magnoliopsida; Fagales; Juglandaceae
Product: disease resistance protein RPP2B-like
Exons: 5
Coding region: 1-2106 (701 amino acids)
Biological process (GO): defense response
Source: RefSeq, a predicted model, not a curated record